GCACCAACAAGAAUGCUCGCCCAUUAGGUACUACAAUUUUUUUAAUUUUCACUAACAUGUAUGUUUGUAAUGAUUUUCUUCCAUAUUUGUCAUGAUUCUGUUGCUGUUUGUAUUCUUUGUAUGUUUUCUGUUGCUGUUUGUAUUCUUAGUAUGUUUUCUGUUGCUGUUUGUAUUCUUAGUAUGUUUUUCUGUUGCUGUUUGUAUUCUUAGUAUGUUUUUCUGUUACAGUUUGUUUGUAUGUUUUCUGUUGCUGUUUGUAUUUUUAGUAUGUUUUUCUGUUACAGUUUGUAUUCUUUGUAUGUUUUAUGUUGCUGUUUGUAUUCUUAGUAUGUUUUUCUGUUAAAGUUUGUAUUCUUAGUAUGUUUUUCUUUGACAGUUUGUAUUCUUAGUAUGUUUUUGCAAUAUGUCAGUUUUGUUAAACCUCAUUACUAAUUUUAAACAAAAUUUUCAUUUCAGCUUUAUUUGUGGGCUUCAAUAACUAUAGAGAAACAUGUGUUUUUGGUGCUGCCCUACUCUAUGAUGAGACAUCAGCCACAUUUGAUUGGCUCUUCAAACAAUUUCUCAUUUGCAUGAACGGGAAGGAACCGGGAGCUGUUUUUACCGAUCAAGCGGCAUCAAUUGCUGCUGGUAUUAGGACAGCAUUGCCGCACACUUAUCAUGGGUUGUGCACAUUCCAUAUAACAAUGAAUGCAAAGAGUAAUGGGUUGUGGUGGUCACCAUUUUUGGAAGAGCUUUCCUUCUUGAUGUAUGAUUUGGAGACGGAGGAUGAAUUCGACUAUUAUUGGAAGAAAAUGCUUGAGAAUUGCUUCAAUGAAGAAGAAGAAGAAGAAGGGAAGAAAUUAACAAGUAAGAUUGAGGCAUGGCUGCAAAACCUCCACAAAGUGAGAAGUAAAUGGUCAUCGGCAUGGCUGAAAGAUCAUUUUGCAUGUGGAAUGAGAAGCUCACAACUCAGCGAGAGUUGCAACAACCAUUUGCGUAAGUAUCUCCAGUCGAAACUUACUUUGUGGGAGUUUUUUAUACAAUUCAACAACCUUCUUGAAGCCAAAAGACAUAAGGAGUUGAGAAGUGACUAUGAAGCAUUGAACACUAUUCCAUACUUGGUUUUCACAAACAGUGAGGUUCUUCAACAGUUUGUUACCAAAUAUACACAAAAUAUAUUUGGGAACAUGCAAGAUGAAUACUCCAAGUCAAUCAAAUACCAUAUACGACCAAACAACUCCAAGGAUAUAGAUGGAAUGUUUGCAUAUGAGCUUCACAAACUAGAUCAGCAAAGAAAUCCUAUUGAUAAGAGGAUUGUUAUGGUUGACUUUGUGGAGCGUAAGCUGAUUUGCUCAUGCAAGAUGUUCGAGAAGUGUGGAUGGCUUUGUCGCCAUGUGUUGCGCGCAAUAGAUCACCUCGGCUAUGGAGGACACCCAGAAAUCUUGAAUAUUCACACACGCUACAUAUUAAAGAGAUGGACAUAUGAUGCAAAAUCUGGAGAUUUCACACUACCGGCAGUACAAGAUACAGCAGAGAGGGUGUACUGUUCAAGGGUGAAACAACUUACUGGAUCCAUGAAUUUGCUUGCAACACGCACUUGUAUGGAUGAUGACAUAUACAAGAUGCUUGAGGAAGGAAUGCAAGCAUUGAAGAUUCGUGCUGAAUCCAUGAUGCCUGCCAUGAAGUUUGGCCAGCCUAGCACAAGCACAGGUAUGAAACACUACCUUUAAUUUGGUGCAGGUUUGAGGUUUGUAAUGAUAUCACUUACUGUUUGUAUCCUUCGUAUGUUUUUUCAUAACAGUUAGUAUUCUUUUAGUUGAUAUUCAUAUCAAUGACUGUUAGUAAUGAUAUUAGAUAAAAUUUGUAUUGUUAAUAUAUUUUUUCUGGUCUGUUUCUUUGUAGGAUAAGUUUGGCUACAAAAACUUACUAUUGUUGUUAAAUCCUUUGUUUUUUUCCCUAUUCUAGAAGCAGAAUUGAAUCCAGCAAGUUCAGAGAGUGAACCGCAUUGGGCGAAAGCAUUAAAAGUCAGGACUGAUCCAUUUAAAUCAAGGAAAAGGAGAAAGAAUCGAAUUGAAAUCAUUCGAGAAAGGAGAAGACAAACAAAGUUACAAGAAAGGGCAGCGGAAGGAAAGUAAAUACAUGAUACCUGCCAUGAAAGUAAAUACAAGCAGCAGGUUUGUAAUGAUAUCACUUACUGUUUGUACCCUUAGUAUGUUUUUUCAUAACAGUUAGUAUUCUUUUAGUUGAUAUUCAUAUAAAUGACUAUUAGUAAUGAUAUUAGUUAAAAUUUGUAUUGUUUGUAUAUUUUUCUGUUAUAUACAAAAACUGACUACUGCUGUUUAAUCCUAUUGUAGAAGUGGAAACAAAGUUACAAGGACAAGGAGGAAGAUUCGUACUGAAAUCAUUCAAGAAAGGAGAAGACAAACAAUGUUACAAGAAAGGGCGGAUGACAGAAUAUAAAUACAUAGACAGAACUACUUGCCAUAUCAUAUAUUACUUGAUAGAUACAUAGAUAAAUUUGAGUGAUUGCA
Molecule: messenger RNA, 2510 nt
Organism: Linum trigynum
Lineage: Eukaryota; Viridiplantae; Streptophyta; Magnoliopsida; Malpighiales; Linaceae
Source: the annotation of a GenBank genome assembly